Molecule: messenger RNA, 6156 nt
Organism: Schistosoma intercalatum
Lineage: Eukaryota; Metazoa; Platyhelminthes; Trematoda; Strigeidida; Schistosomatidae
Source: the annotation of a GenBank genome assembly
GAUCCACUGAUCUAAGAAAGUAAUUUUAAAUUUCUUAGACAAAAAAAUGAAACAUGGAGUCGGCAACUAUUAGAAGUCAAUUAAUGGUACUUUUUGACAAUUUAAAAAGUAUUCAACCAAAUGAACGGGAUAAUUUAAUAACGUUUAUAAAAAAGAAUUUGUCACAAUUACAAGAAAAUAAUGAAAAAAACGAUGUAUACCAGAGUAGCAAUAUCAGCAGUAACAGCUAUCCUUGUUUUUGCAGUGAAAAUGUGGAUAAUACUACUACUGUUAUUACUACUACUGCCACUACUACUAAUGUUAGUUUAACUAGUAGCUCCUCAGCGUAUGCGAAUGUAAAAUCUUCAGAAUUAUAUGACUUAACAAAUAUCAAUGUAAACAGUCUUCAGCUAUCGUUUGAAGCAACUCCUGAAUCAGUAGCGACAUUCAUCGAUGAAGUGAAUGAUUUUUCUACACUAGCAAUACAACACAAUACUACUGGCCUAACGGGUCAUAAUUGCUCAGAGGCAAUCUGUGUGAAUGAAUGUUUAUCCAUGGCUACAAAUGCUCCAACAUUUAACUGCUCAAAUUUAAAUAGUGAAUCAAAUUUUCAUGAAACGCUUCAAGAACAAAAUCCUAUCCCAUUAGACAGUAAUGUGACCGAUAAUAAUCACACAUCGAAUUCCAUCAUAAAUUAUGAAGGAUCCAAUUAUGAAACCUACUUGAAUUGUCCAUUAUGUCGUGUUACAUUUGAAAAUUGGCCAAAUUUAGAGUGUCAUCUAUAUAAUGAUCACGUAACAAAUAAUGUAGAACCUGUAUGCUGGCGAUGUCAAGGUAUAUUUAAAAAUCAUGCUGUUCUUCUAGCACACGAAUGCUUUGAUUGGGGUCGAUUAUAUUUACCUUGUACAGUGUAUAUGAAUAAAUCACUGAAAAGUUUUCAUAAAUUUUCGAAAAUCGAUCUAGAGAAGAAACAAUUUCCCAUGGAUGGUGUAUUUUUAAGUAGACGUUGUGGAUUAUGCUAUAAAUCUAAUGUUACGUUCACAUCGUAUGAUGCAUUUGAAAAACAUAAAUCAUCUUCACAUUCAACCACAGGGAGAGAUGGCGGUUAUGGACCUCCUACUUCUUGCACAGAAACAUCAACUUAUACUCCGUCGUCAUUAUUGACAUCAACUCGUAAAAAGAAACAGUCAUUAAAGUGCAAUUCACCAUCAGAUGAACAUCCAUCAUCCGAUGUAGCUGUCCGUAGUGUAGUGCGUAAUCUAACCGAACAUUUCUAUGCACUAAAUUAUCAUCAAGAAGGACGGAAACGACGUGAACGUGAGAGAAGAGUCGUUUUCGAUAAUAAUCAUAGCUCAACAAAAUUUAUCAAAGGUAGCCUAGCUACUGAUUUGUCAACCGAAGAUAGUAUAAGCCAUACAAAAACUAUGUCAGUAAUAACAACGACAGAAGAUAAUCCCAUCACCAGUACUACUACUACUACUACCAACGCUACUGCUGUUGAUGUCAUUAUCUCUACUAUCACUAACACAAAAGAUGUGGGAGAAAAAGAGACGACACUUACCUCGUUGGAUAUCAGUAACGGUAAUAAUAAUAAUGAUAAUAAUAAUAGUGAUAGUGAACAAAAUAGAAAGUCACCAAAUAACUGUAGUCCAUCGACAUUCUUAACUAGUCUGUUGGUUGCUCAACGGGUUAAACAUAAUCUAACAUUGAAAAAUAAACGUGCUCGUCAGUUAAAAGCAGUUGCUUUUGAAUGUGAUUCUACUGAAAAACAUGUAACUGAUGAGGUUGAUGAGCAUUUAAGUACAACAACAGCGCUGUCGUGUGAUGUUCCUCCUUCUCCAUCGAUCGGUAGCCAUAUUUCCGAAGGCGAAAUUCAAUUUUUUCAUAAUAGACGAAGUUCAUGGUUACAUCGUCAUAAGAACACUAGACGUUUAAAAUUACAAUUGAAACGCAAAACGACAAUUAAUGGUCGUCAGAAAAUCAGUGUUUCGACAUCGUUUACUAAUAAUGCAAUUAAAAUUCGACGAUUUAUUUGUAAUCAUUGUUCAGCAGUUUUUCGAUUGUCAUCAAGACUGCGAGCACACUAUUUAUUUCAACACGGUCAUAUCCCAGAAUGUCUCGGAGGCUUAUCACCGAGACCAAAUGAAAUUUUGUUCAACAAGCAACGGAAUAUUAGCCGCAGUCGUAGUAGUAGCAGUAGUAAUAAUAAUGAUGACAGUAAUAGUAGAAUUAAUCAUAUAUCAGAUUGUGCAACGUCUCAAAAAUCAUCACUACAUAACAGCGAAAAUAUGAGUUCAUCUUUGAAGAUUACUAAUGCCACUACUACUACUACUACGACGACGACGCCGAUGACGGUCACUUCCACCUUUGUAUUGUCAAGUAUCCCAAAUGAGUCCAGUAGCCUUCCUCCUUCAGGAUUGAUCACAAGAUUAAGGAAACGUAAAGCUGUUAGUGACAAUAAUGAUAAUAAUAAUACAACUAUGGAUACUUCUAUUCAGUCAGCAAACCAGUUAACUCAAAAUGCAAGACGGAUUAAAAAACAGACCAGUGAUACUCUAAAUAAUAAUCAUAAUAACGAGAAUGAAGUUACAGGCUUAUUAUAUGAACAUUCACAAACUAAUGAAAUAGAUGAACAAUUAAUAUCUAAAUCAAAUUUACUUUAUAAACAACAUUAUUGUAAUGAAUGUAAUUGUACAUUUAAAAGUGCAUAUAAUUUGAAACGUCAUCAAAAAAUUGUACAUUUACAUCAAUAUCGUUAUUUUUGUGGUUAUUGUGAAUUUCGUACUGGUGAACGUUUAGCAUAUGAAGAACAUUUAGCAAGACAUUUUUGUGUGAAACAAUUUAUUUGUGAAAUAUGUGAUGCACGUUUUACAAUCAAACAUGAAUUAGAUGAUCAUAGAGCAUUUAAACAUUCGAAUGAACGAAAUUUCGCCUGUACUGAAUGUGAUCAGAGAUUCAAGACUGCGGGUACACUAUGGCGACAUAAAAAAACACAUGAGAAACGUGUUUAUCAUUUGUGUCCAAUUUGUUCAACAUCAUUUACACGUUUGUCAAAUUUAAAUCGUCAUCUCUUACGAACCCAUAAACAACAAAACCAUCACCAAUCAAUCAAUAACCACAAUGAAUUACUUAUGAUGGAUUCUAAUAAGAAAUUAUCAACAAGUCAACGUAGCAGUUCAUUGAAUAAUAAACAAAAAAGGACUAAAAGUCGUCAACUAUGUAGCAAAGUAUUAAGUAAUAUAAAUAAUCAUGAAACUAGUCAUUUGAAUCAAAAUCAUAUAUCAUCAUGUCAACAAACAGUUGAACAGGUUAUUCCUGUUAAAAUCAUUACGCCACAUUUACCUGGAUCUGACUUAUCGUCAAAUCAUCAAACUUUGAUGAACAUUAUUCCUGAUCAGGAUUCGAGGUCUUCCAAAAUAAUCAAUAUUUCUGAUAAUAUCGAUAAAAGUAUUUUAAUCAAUCCGACUAUUUCGACUUCAUCUUCUGACACGUCAUCAUCAUCAUCAUUACCAUCAACCAUACCAAAAAUAUUGCCAACACAAGAUCACGUCAUUGUGACAACAGAAUGUUCUAUUAUUCCAACUAAUGCCUCUGGAUAUCAAGCAGUUAAUCUUGACAAUAGUUCUACUGUAUUUAUGUUGAAUUUUAGUGAUUUGAAUGCAAAUAGUCAUGCGUUUUUUGAACCCACCGAUGUACUUAGUGACAGCCAUGAUAAUCUUCAACACAAAAUGAUGAUAGCAGUUCGUGAUCCUGUUUAUGAACAAACAACAGCGUUUCCAACUUCCUUAGUUGUUUCUUCUUCUCUAUCAUCGUCGUCCAAUGGGACACUAACUUCUUCAACGUUGUCAUCAUCACCGAAAGUAUCUGGAACCACAAUAACUUUACAGUCGAAUUUAUUAUUACCUAUUCAACUGACUACUAAUUCAUUUUCUGCGAUAACCACAUCAUCGCUUAGUCAUAAUAACAGUGUAAACUGUGAUGUGAUCACAAAUAACAGUGAUACUAAUUCUUGGUCUACAAUGAUAUCUCGUCAACUAGAACCUAGUCUAUGUUAUUUAAUUACAGCUACUGAAACGAUUGAAAACGGUGUUUUAUGCAGUCACGGUAAUGAUACCACAAAUACAGUUGCCAUAACUACCACUACUUCUACUACUACUACUAAUAAUAAUAAUGAUAAUAAUAAUAAUAAUAACAGUAAUCCUACUCAAAUCAGUGGUAAUCUUAGUCAUGAUCCAGAUGUCACUGACCUGAAUGUUGAUCAUAAUGAUGACGUUGUUAGUGGUAUGAAUAUUAUCGAAGAUACACCCCACUCAAUAUCGUCUGUUGAUAUUUUAGAUUCGCUUCAAACAGAUAUGGUAGAUAAUAUGAUGAAUGGGACCGUAUUGAAAAUUGGUUCUCAGUCUCCACAGUUGUCAUUGGCCAGUGGUAAUUGUAUUUUCUAUGACACACACUGUUCGUCAACUUUAACAACCACACAUUCUUCGGUUUCUGUACCAGCUUCAUCUUCAUUGUCUUCCUCGUCUUGUCCUAACUCGUCUUCAUCGUCAUUUACGCCAAUCAAUCAGUCGACAUCGAUAUGGCGUCCUGUUGACUGUGAAACAUCAAUGUUGAAUAAACAAGAAAAUCGUCCAUUUCAAGCUGGUAUCACUUCACAUAGCUCCAUAAUUAAUACAGCUAAUAAUAUUCAUAACAAUAAUCAUACUAAUAACCAUAAUGCAACAUCAGCUCCUUUCACUGGUGAUGAUGGGGAUGCCUAUCCAGUGGAAUAUUAUGACCAGCGAUAUCAUCAGAUUCAACAUGUGUUUCCACUUAUGUCCAAAACACAUGAUAGUUACAUUUACGAUGGUGGUAACCAUGGUGAUGAUGAUGAUGAUGUUGAUGACGAUGAUGGGGAAGAUGUAGAAGAAGAGGACAAUGACUAUACUGGUUUGGUAGACAAUCAUGUUUCUGCUAACAAUCUAACUAUCAGUAAUAACAACAAAUCCCAUCAAAUAACGACAGAUUUACUGGAUACUAGCGUAAUGCUCUCAUGGAAUCCAACAAAUAAUAACAAUAAUAAUCAUUCAACAGAAUUCUUAGAUUAUCCUCAUUAUUCUCCGAAAUUUCCAUCACCAGAUCCUAACAAUUUGUCUCCUUCAUCAAUUCAUCUUGAUCGACAACAACAUCAACAACCAUUUGAAUUGCUAAAUUUUCCACAAUCUCGUCAUGAUCAGAUAAUAUCAAAUCCUGUAACAAGUCUCACUGGAGUUCUCUCUCCUAGCUCUUUGUUAUCACCAUCAUCAUCUAUAUCGACGUCAACGCCAUCAUCAUCGUCUCUGUUGUAUGAAAACAACUUCAAUGAUUGUGCAAACUUCUUAGGACAGUUCUAUCAUCACAAUACAUCUAUUAGUAAUAUCAAUCUGUCAUACAAGAAUAGUUAUAAUACUUUAAGUAAUACACCAAAUGUCAUGCAUAAUAUAGAAAAUACUUGUUAUCCUUCUGUUCAGUUAAAUGAUCAUGAUGAAAUUCCAGAUGUUACAGAUCAAUGUUCUAAUUUUUCCGUUGGAUAUUUGAUUGGUCAUUCAACUAUGCCUCCAUCAUCAUCGUCAUCUAUAGGAUCAUCCUCUUCUAGAUGUUUACUGUUACAAACAGGAGAAAAAACAAAAAUUAUAUCAUCAACUUGUCAGUCUUCUACCGAUACAUCUAAUUUAAUUACCGGUAAUAUAAAUUAUUUAAAUUCUCCACAAUCAUCUUUCACAUUAUCUGAUCAUCAUAAUCUCACUCAACAACAACAUGAGCUUACAUCAAUAUCCCAGUUAAAUUUCUCAAAAGAUCCUGUUGAUUAUGAAUUUGUUAUUUAAUGAUCAUUUGAAUAAUGACUAAUUUAUCUGUAUAGAAAAAGAUGAUAAGUUCAGGUAAACGUGUAUGAAACAGAGUUUUCUUUUAAUGAACUUAUUUUAUUAUUUAAUGUACAUAAUUAUUUUCUUAUUUAUUCUUUUUUUUCUCUCGUUCAAUUAGUAACUAAUUGUUCUGUUUUGAUUUUAUUUUCACAAUUAAGUCAAUUAAAUCAAUAAGUUAAUGAUAAUGAAAAUACAAAACAGAACGUACUUUUAUCAUUGGGGGUGGGUGGGUGUUUUUUUUUCAAUGCAAUAAUAUGUUCAAUUAAAAUGUGAACAAAAUAUAGAACAUAUCAUAAUA